UCGGGAGCCUGGAUGUGCCGCGGCCCAACAGCCGCGUGGAGAUCGUGACGGCCAUGCGGCGCAUCAGGUAUGAGUUUAAAGCCAAGAAUAUCAAGAAGAAGAAGGUGAAUCUCAUCGUGUCGGUGGAUGGUGUGAAGGUCAUCCUGAAGAAGAAGAAGAAGCUCCUUUCAUUGCAGAAAAAAGAGUGGGCCUGGGACGAGAACAAAAUGCUCGUCAUGCACGAUCCCAUCUACAGGAUAUUCUAUGUAUCUCAUGACUCCCAGGACCUAAAGAUCUUCAGCUACAUUGCCAGGGAUGGCUCCAGCAACGUCUUCAGGUGCAACGUCUUCAAGUCCAAGAAGAAGAGCCAGGCCAUGCGCAUCGUGCGGACGGUGGGACAGGCGUUCGAGGUGUGCCACAAGCUGAGCCUGCAGCACACGCAGCAGAACGCCGACGGCCAGGAGGACGCGGACAGCGAGAGGAACGGAGACGACCUGGACGUGCCAGCCUGCCGCCUCUCCGGCGUGGACAGAGCGGCCGCCUCGGCCGAGGAGACCGACAUCGACGCCGUGGAGCUGCCGCUGCCCGGAGCCGACAUCCUGGACUUCAGCCGCGGCGUCACCGACCUGGACGCCGUGGGCAAGGAGAGCUGCCUCCACCCUGAAGAUAUCCUGACGGCGUCACCCAAGAUGCUGCUGCCCUCAUCUGCCCAGCUGCCCGACCUGGGAACACCGCUCUCUGCCCACCACCAGAUGCAGCUCCUCCAGCAGCUCCUGCAGCAGCAGCAGCAGCAGACACAAGUGGCCGUGGCACAGGUCCACCUGCUGAAGGACCAGCUGGCGGCAGAAGCGGCGGCCCGGCUGGAGGCCCAGGCUCGUGUGCACCAGCUCCUGCUCCAGAACAAGGACCUGCUGCAGCACAUCUCGCUCCUGGUCAAACAGGUGCAGGAGCUGGAGCUGAAGCUGGCGGGGAACACGACCACAGGCUCCCAGGACAGUCUGCUGGAGAUCACCUUCCGCUCCAACGCGCUCCCCGUCCUCUGCGACCCGAGCACCCCGCAGCCCGAGGACACCCACCCGCCGCCGCUGGGCCCCAGCUCGGCUUUCCCCAGCGCCGUGGGCAGCCCCAUAGGUAGGAACGACUGUCUGGUGAAGCUGGAGUGCUACCGCUUCCUGCCGGACUCGGGGCCGCCCGGCCCGGAGCCAGCCCUGGGCAGCCUGGAGCUCAUCAAGUUCCGAGAGUCCGGCAUCGCCUCCGAGUACGAGUCCAACACGGACGAGAGCGAGGAGCGCGACUCCUGGUCCCAGGAGGAGCCGCCGCGCCUGCUCCACGUCCAGCCCAGGCAGGACCUGGGCGACAGCCUGGAGGACGAGAUCGCGGUGUAGGGGUCAGAGGAGGCGGUGCACAGCAGCCAGGACCUGCGGGGGCUGGGAAGGAGCCCCACGGCCCUGGCAGGGACGGGACAGCCCGGAGGGAGGGGGCAGAGCAGGGAGCGAGUGGAGGUGAGGAUGGAGCCGAGCAGGGAGCCAGUCGAGGUGAGGAUGGAGCCGAGCAGGGAGCCAGUGGAGGUGAGGAUGAAGCCGAGCAGGGAGCCAGUGGAGGUAAGGAUGGAGCCGAGCAGGGAGCCAGUGGAGGUGAGGAUGG
Messenger RNA from Cyanistes caeruleus (blue tit), 1623 nucleotides. Lineage: Eukaryota; Metazoa; Chordata; Aves; Passeriformes; Paridae. The record is from RefSeq and is a predicted model, not a curated record.